Messenger RNA from Microthlaspi erraticum, 1485 nucleotides. NCBI's taxonomy places the organism in Eukaryota, Viridiplantae, Streptophyta, Magnoliopsida, Brassicales, Brassicaceae. The record is from the annotation of a GenBank genome assembly.
AUGCCUCGGAAAGCAAGUGGCUUUGUUCUGCAUGAGAAUAUGAAGAAGAAAGAUGAUAAGAGUGUCCCUAUCUGCAGCAGAAUUGGCUGCAGCUCUCGUGUCAGUUCCAUCAAGGAAGCUGCGAUUGAACACAAAACAAAACCUACUCAGUCUUCGUUACGACCUCCUUCGAAUGGAAAGGAAAUCGUCGGGAGCUCAUCACGAAACAUCAGUGGAUUCGGAGGAGGAACAAAGAAGGCCUGUAAAGUCACUGGAAGGAGACAACUCUCUUCUCUUCUAGACACAGAUUCUUCAGAGAGUAGUAGUAGUGUUCAUGACGAGACUCAGCGUGCCCUUCCACGUGGAAAGACGACGAAAGAAAGCAUUACAAGUGUUCGUUCUGAUAAUAGUAGUGUCUCUGGAGAAGUUGUGACAGAGGUAGGAAGCUCAAGCAGAGGUACAGGCAAAAGCAAUGUACAUCAGAGACCUGAUUUGGUCACCAGAGAUGCAAGAUUGAGAGAGUUACGGAGCAAAACCGGGUCUGAUGUUGUUCCAAACCCGACAAGAAAAGGCAACAUGUUUAGAAAGAAAACCUCUGAUGGAGAGAGCAGUAGCUCUUCAAGCAGAGGGGAUAAUAAGACGGAGAAAUCAGUGAUUGAGGUAAAGAAUCAAAGUUCCACUAAUGGCAAUGGCAUCACCAUGUCUGAGUCUAGGAGGAACAGGAAUUUGCCAAGUGUUAGGGACAACAGUGUUGUUUCGAGUAGUAGUACUAGGAGAACAACUGGUUUCUAUGGAAGAACAGGGCGCUCUGGAGCAGCGGUUGCAACUCUAAGAGCGCCUCAGCCUGCAACACGAGCUGAUCUAAAUCCUUUGAGAUCCGCACAAGCUUCGAAUAGUCCUCUUUCGAAUAGUUACAGUAGGCCAAUGAGUAGUAAUGGCAGGUUACGUAGCAUGAUGAUGCCUGGUAGCCCCUCAGGAUCCGGCCUUUCUCGCUCUCUGAUGAACCGUGAAGGUUUUAGACGUUACAACAUGAAUGGUGUUGCGGAGGUAUUGUUGGCUCUGGAAAGGAUUGGACAAGACGAAGAGCUUACAUACGAGCAAUUGGUUGUUUUAGAGACCAAUCUGUUCUUGAAUGGUGUGAGCGGCUUCCACGAUCAGCAUAGAGAUAUGAGGCUUGACAUUGAUAACAUGUCGUAUGAGGAACUAUUAGCAUUGGAGGAGAAAAUGGGCACAGUGAGCACUGCUCUAAGUGAGGAAGCGCUGCUGAAAAGCCUCAAGUCAAGCAUCUACCGUCAAGCAGAUGAAUCAAGUGACAUUUGCCUGAGAAAAGAUGAUGAUGUCAAAUGUAGCAUUUGCCAGGAGGAGUAUGUUGAUGGAGAUGAAGUAGGGACUUUGCCUUGCCAACAUAUGUACCACGUGAGCUGCGCGCAGCAAUGGCUCCGGAUGAAGAAUUGGUGUCCUAUCUGCAAAACCUCUGCAGAAUCUCAGCCACAGCCAUUUUCAUGA